Messenger RNA from Hypanus sabinus (Atlantic stingray), 633 nucleotides. It is a transcript of the gene mrpl30, whose product is annotated as mitochondrial ribosomal protein L30. NCBI's taxonomy places the organism in Eukaryota, Metazoa, Chordata, Chondrichthyes, Myliobatiformes, Dasyatidae. Gene Ontology annotation, cellular component: large ribosomal subunit; mitochondrion. The record is from RefSeq and is a predicted model, not a curated record. The transcript has 5 exons. The coding region runs from base 106 to 579 and encodes 157 amino acids. Gene Ontology annotation, molecular function: structural constituent of ribosome. Gene Ontology annotation, biological process: translation.
GUGGUCAAGGGGGAGGGUUGGGCUGCUUGACGACAUUGCGCCUGGCCUUUGCUGAGCAUACUCCCAGCUCCGUUUCCAACCGAAUCGGCCUUCGGGUUUCCGGCGAUGGCCGUUCUCUUCAGGAACGUGAGCCGACUCACGAACUUAGUGGAAGUAAAAGCCGUUCUGUCACCAUGGCCUGGAUUCAAACGAUUGAAGUUUACAAAAUCUCGUAUUCCAGCAAAGAUGUUUGAAGUAGAACCAGCAGCUCAUGAAAAGUAUAAUGGUGAUCCAAACCAACCACAUCAACUGCACAUCGUUACCAGAAUAAAAUGUACAAAACGGCGUCCAUAUUGGGAAAAGAAAAUUGUUCAUGAUCUUGGAUUGGAUAAGUCAAAUCAGCCACAGAUCCAUAAGAAUAUUUCAUCAGUUAAUAGCAAAUUGAAAGUCAUCAAGCAUCUUAUAAGAGUGCAACCUCUGAAGUUACCACAAGGACUACCGACGGAGCAGGAACUAGCUGACACUUACCUGAAGAGCACUGGGGAAUUAAUAAUAAGACGACAUCUUCAGCCAUUAAAAGAAAAAAGUCAUGAAUCUUAAAUUGCUACUUAUCCUUGUACAUGAAAUAAAUUUUAGAUUAUUUCUAAAAAUUGA